This is a messenger RNA of Spea bombifrons (plains spadefoot toad), 817 nucleotides long. It is a transcript of the gene REP15, whose product is annotated as RAB15 effector protein. The coding region runs from base 66 to 788 and encodes 240 amino acids. The record is from RefSeq and is a predicted model, not a curated record. Lineage: Eukaryota; Metazoa; Chordata; Amphibia; Anura; Pelobatidae. Gene Ontology annotation, biological process: receptor recycling. The transcript has a single exon.
AAAUCCAUCCCUGGUGGUGGGGGGGGUCUCUCUUCAAUGACUCCCCGGCGCUGAAUCUUUGGGCAAUGGGCCAGACGCCUUCGCUGCCGGAGAUCGUCAUCCAGCCGGACAAAGCCGACAUUAUAUGCGAGAUCUUCAGCCAGGGGGUGGUCCGCGCCUCCCAAAGACUCAAGGAAUACCUCGGCUUCGAAGACCCUUUCGGCAACCUCCGGCCGAGCGCCGACACGCUGACGGAAAUCUUCCUGGUGAACUUCAUAAACUUCUGCGUGGAGAAGGGGGUCGAGGAGAGGAUUUCCACCAGCAAGAUGACCAAGCAGCAGUCCCUGCUCCUCGGCGUCGACUGGAUCUGGACCCUCUUCGGUUCCGAUAAGACGGUGAAGCUUCAGAUCGCGGUCCAAGCGCUGGAAAUGUCGGAAUUCUCUGCCGCCGGCGGACGGAACGGCCGCAGUAUGGCCAACUGCAGCCACUGCAAGGAGGUCCAGCUGACCGACACGUCGUACGCGGACAAGACGCCCUUCGAGAAGCUGGCCGACUUCUGCGGCUUGGUGGGAACGGACUGCAUGGGCUUGUUCAUGGUGUUCGGCGUCCCGGGGAAGCCCAAGGAUAUUCGGGGGGUGCUUUUGGAGAGCGUGAUGAGGGAGAAGAAGAAAAGCUCCGGGGAGCAAGCCCUGGAACAGUUCAUCCUCGGCACGGACACCUUCCUCCCCACCCGAGAGAUGCUGGAGACGUGCAUGUCCAGGAGGAACGGCCAGAGGAACGUCGGGAGAGUCUACAUCAACUUCCUUUAAACGAGGUGGAGGAAAGUACCGCGGAGGGG